UGCCGUAUUCCAUGUGCCAGCAGCAGACACCCGAGUGGACGGUGCGCGAGUUCCCUCCAAUCGUCGGCCUCGAACUCCUCGAUGGUAUCGAGCGCAGGCGCUUUGUUCUCUCCUUUCUUUGGUGCGUCAUCGUCGUUGCACCAGUCGUGGCGGCCGGCCAAUCCUACGUCGACCUGCCAACCGCGUCGGCACCAUGGCGCAGCCCAAUCGUGUGGGGCGCUGCGUGUGUGCUUGCAGUCUUUCUCAAGUUUUCGAUUCGGUACUGCAGCACGUGGCCCACCGCGCGCCGUGUGGGCGCCUACUACUGGCAGCAGAUGUACGGCACGGACGUCCGGCACACAACGUUGGGUCACUUUGUUCGCUUGGCCGAGUACCACAUGGAGAAAUUUGGCCCCCACGCGUCGCUCGAAGAGAUCCAAGUGCACUACUGGACGCGCUGGUCGAUUUGGUCGGUGGUUGUGCUGACGUUUUUGGCGACGAUGGUCUGGUACAACCAGAUUGUGCUACCGGUCCCGACGAUCUACCUUGCUGGUGUCGUGGCGGUGACGGCGGUGACGGUCGCGCUGCAGUACCUCUAUGUGCAGCUUCCACUCUACGCUGCACUGCAACUCUGCCCCGAGCUUGGCAUGACUGCGAUGAGCGACGAGCGAAUUCCAUUUGCGAUGCCCAUCUGAGUCCUCGGUCGCGCUGCGUUUUUGAACCCUUGCGAUGCGAAGGAUAUAGUGGUAUCAACCGCUAUGCACUGCGCGCGAUGAACCGAAGAAAUAAUGCAGUCGUG
Molecule: messenger RNA, 778 nt
Organism: Saprolegnia parasitica CBS 223.65
Lineage: Eukaryota; Oomycota; Saprolegniomycetes; Saprolegniales; Saprolegniaceae
Exons: 5
Coding region: 12-674 (220 amino acids)
Source: RefSeq, a predicted model, not a curated record